Molecule: messenger RNA, 4873 nt
Organism: Loxodonta africana (African savanna elephant)
Lineage: Eukaryota; Metazoa; Chordata; Mammalia; Proboscidea; Elephantidae
Gene: DSC2
Product: desmocollin 2
Exons: 16
Coding region: 420-3155 (911 amino acids)
Biological process (GO): homophilic cell-cell adhesion; multicellular organism development; calcium-dependent cell-cell adhesion
Cellular component (GO): desmosome; plasma membrane; catenin complex
Molecular function (GO): calcium ion binding; cadherin binding
Source: RefSeq, a predicted model, not a curated record
CAGUCAGGACUUCUGUAGGGCAGGGCCGCCUCCUAUCCUGCCAGGCGGGGGGAGUGACACGGGGAAUAUAGGUGACGUCCGCUGGUGAGAAACACCUAGCGCAGGUAACAGGGUGGCGGCCAGAGGGAGUUCCCACCUGUUGCUUUCUUAGAGAAAUAAGACUUAAUACCAAGGAGGGGCCACUCAAGUGCCUUUCAGACGCGUCUCGAGCCCCACCCUCGGCCAGGGGAAAAGCCCCUUGGGAGAGACACAGGAGACUCAGAGAAACCCAGAAGAAAAGCGCCUCUCCGCGCUCCACCUCCUCGCCUCGCACUCCUCUUCCUCAGCAGGCCCAGCGCGCGGCCGCGACCUCUCCCCGCCAAGCCCUCCACCGGGCCUGCGGGAGCCUCGGCCGGCGACUUGCCCCGCAGCCCUCUCCCAUGGCCGCGGCCAGACCCCGGAGCUCCCCGAGCGGAGCCCUCUGCGGGCAGCUUCUGCUGACCCUCAUGAUCUUAACACUUGCCUGUGAUGCCUGCAAAAAAUUUACACUUCAUGUUCCUUCCAAACUAGAUGCUGAAAAAUUUAUUGGUAGAGUUAACCUGAAGGAGUGCUUUAGAUCUGCAAACCUGAUUCACUCAAGUGAUCCCGAUUUCCGAGUUUUAGAAGAUGGCUCAGUUUACACAACAAAUGCUGUACACUUGUCCUCAGAGAAGAGAAAUUUUACCAUAGUUCUUUCCAACGCUGAAAACCAAGAGAAGAAAAUGGUUGUGGUUUUAGAGCAUCAAACAAAGGCGCUUAAGAAAAGGCAUUCUAAAGAAAAAAUUCUCAGACGUGCCAAGAGAAGAUGGGCUCCUAUUCCUUGCUCAAUGCAAGAGAAUUCCUUGGGUCCUUUCCCACUUUUUCUCCAACAGGUUCAGUCUGACACGGCACAAAACUACAAUGUGUACUACUCCAUAAGAGGGCCUGGAGUUGACCGAGAACCUAUAAAUUUAUUUUACGUAGAGAGAGACACUGGAAACCUGUAUUGUACUCGUCCUGUGGAUCGUGAGCAGUACGAAUCUUUUGAGCUAAUUGCCUUUGCAACAACUCCAGAUGGGUAUACUCCAGAACUUCCACUGACCAUAGUAAUCAAAAUUGAGGAUGAAAAUGACAAUUACCCAAUUUUUACAGAAACAGCUUACGUUUUUACAGUUGCCGAAAAUUCCAGGAUUGGUUCUACUGUGGGGCAAGUAUGUGCAACUGACAAAGAUGAACCUGACACGAUGCAUACGCGCCUGAAGUACUCCAUUAUUGGGCAGAUUCCAGCAUCACCCACUCUGUUUUCUAUGGAUCCAAAAACUGGUGUCAUCACCACGUUAUCAUCUCAGCUAGAUAGAGAGUUAAUUGAUAGAUACCAGUUGAAAAUAAAAGUACAAGACAUGGAUGGUCAAUAUUUUGGUUUGCAGACGACUUCAACUUGUAUCAUCAAUAUUGGAGACGUGAAUGACAACUUGCCAACAUUUACUCAUACUCCUUAUGUGACAUCAGUAGAAGAAAAUACAGUUGAUGUGGAAAUCUUCCGUGUUACUGUUGAAGAUAAAGAUUUAAUUAAUAGUCCUAAUUGGAGAGCUAAUUAUACCAUUUUAAAGGGCAAUGAAAAUGGAAAUUUUAAAAUUGUAACAGAUAGCAAAACCAAUGAAGGAAUUCUGUGUGUGGUUAAGCCUCUGAAUUAUGAAGAAAAACAAAAGGUAGUCCUGCAAAUUGGUGUAGUUAAUGAAGCACCAUAUUCUAGAGAGGCUACUUUGAGAUCAACCAUGAGCACAGCGACAAUUACUGUUAAUGUGAAAAACCAGGAUGAGGGCCCAGAGUGUAGCCCUCCAACACAAACUGUUCGAAUUAAAGAAAAUGCCCCCGUGGGAACAAAGAGUGGUGGAUAUAAGGCUUAUGACCCAGAAAGCAGAACUAGCAAUGGCAUAAGGUAUAAGAAAUUAAGUGAUCCGAAAGGGUGGGUCAAUGUUGAUGAAAAUUCAGGAUCAAUCACAGUUUUUAGAAGCCUGGAUAGAGAAGCAGAGGACAUCAGAAAUGGCAUAUAUAACAUCACAGUUGUUGCGUCAGACACAGAUAGAAGAUCAUGUACUGGGACACUGGGAAUUAUCCUUGAAGAUGUGAAUGACAAUGGCCCAUCCAUACCUAAACAGACAGUGAUAAUCUGUAAAGCCACUAUGUCAUCGGCAGAGAUUGUUGCUGUUGACCCUGAUGAACCCAUAAAUGGCCCACCCUUUGCCUUCAGGCUGGACAGUGAUUCUGAUUCAAAUGUGCAGAGAGCGUGGGAACUGAAGAAAAUUAAUGAUACAGCAGCACGUCUUUCCUACCGGAAUGACCUUCCCUUUGGCUCAUACAAAGUGCCUAUCAGAGUUACAGAUAGACAGGGCCAGUCUAAAGUGACUUUAGUAAACGUUUGUCUAUGUGACUGUAUUACUGAAAAUGACUGCACAACUCGUACACCAAGAAUUGGCAACGGAGAUGUGAAACUUGGAAAGUGGGCCAUCCUUGCCAUAUUGUUGGGCAUAGCAUUGCUAUUUUGUGUUCUAUUUACGCUAGUCUGUGGGGCUUCUGGGACAGACAAAAAGCAAAAAGUGUUUCCAGAUGAUGUAGCUCAGCAGAACCUAAUUGUGUCAAAUACUGAAGCUCCUGGAGAUGACAAAGUGUAUGCCACAAAUGGCUUUACAUCCCAAGUGGUGAGCAGUUCCGCUCAGGCAGUUUGUGGCACCAUGGGAUCAGGAGGAAAAACUGGAGGACAGGAAACCAUCGAAAUGGUGAAAGGAGGACACCAGACCUUGGAAUCCUGCCAGGCGGCAGGGCAUCACCACACCCUGGAGUCAUGUAAGGGAGGUGGACAACAGACGCUGGAUUCCUGUCGGGGAGGACACGUGGAGGUGGACAACUGCAGAUACACUUGCUCGGAGUGGCAUAGUUUCACUGAGCCCCGUCUUGGUGAAAAGGUGCAGCUGUGUAAUCAGAAUGUCGAUGGUAAUCCUGUUCAAGACUAUGUCCUUACGUACAACUACGAAGGCAGAGGAUCAGUGGCUGGCUCUGUAGGUUGUUGCAGUGAGCGGCAAGAUGAUGAUGGGCUCGAAUUUUUGGAUCACUUGGAGCCCAAGUUUAGGACACUAGCAGAAACAUGCGUAAAGAGAUGAGCAUGCUCUGGGAAGUCUACAAAAGCCAAUGUCAUUACUGCCUUUUUGUUGAUUUUCAGCUGCAAGCCAGGACUUUUUAAAAGUGGAAGAUGCUGUAUUUGGGGCUUUCCCCCUUUAUUUUGCUGGAAGCUUAUUGGCUAAGUGCACAUUUAUAGAGAGACAGACACUGUAAAUAAGUAUACACAUUGUCCAGUUUUUGCAUAGAUUUUACUUGGAUUGCCUUCCACCCAAGGAAAUCUGCAGAUAGAAAAACCAAGGAAAUCCCCGUUGUUGUUUACAUUUGGGUCUAAUGACAACAAUUUAUUGUGCAUUAAAAUUUAAUUAAGUCGACAUUAUAGACUACUUGAAGUACAAUCUAAUACUAGAGAAAUUGCUUUAACGUUAUCUCCAGUUAGCCAGUUGUUUGUGUGGUGCUUAAACAAUGUUCUUCUCCCAAACAUUCUAAACUGUAUGUAUUACAUUCUUGGUAUUGUCUUACUCUUCUAGCGUGACCUUUCCGCAUAAUGCAAAGGGAGGCUUCCUAUCAGGCAUUGACUGUUAUUACAGUACCAGUUUACUGGAGUUUAGUUUCUAGGUUCGAUUCUAUAGAAAAUCCUGUGCAGAAUUAUAUUUCUGUUACCAACUUUGAAAUUUAAGUUUGAAAAAUGCUUUUGGAAUAUAUUUUUACGCUUGCUAGUUUUUGGUCUUUGAAAUGCCAAAUGGUGCCUGUCUGUCAUUCUCUUUCCCUUCUUUCUGUCUUUAAAAUGUCCUGCCGGAGAUGUAUAAUCCAAAUAUUUUUAAAAGUUAUAUUUGUCUUCUCUGAUAAAGUGAAUUAUUUCUUUUUUGUUUUGUUUUGUGUUAAGUGUAUAUACAUUCUGCAAACCCAUGUCAUGUUACCUUUAUUGUUUCAAAUAUCUUGGUGAUAGUUUCACUAUGUCCUCAACAAAGAACCUUUAAUUAUGUCAUUGAAACUGUAGAACUGUGUCAUGUUUUAAUUGGAAACAACACUCUAUAUCAACAGAAGGAAUGGUGUAAUUAAAACUGGGAUGUGGAUAUUUAGCACAUAAUAGCACAUUUGAAGUUCAUAUAUUUAGUAUAGGCUAUUUUUUUAUUGUCUAUAAAUGCAAAACAGUGACAGUUUUUUGAAAUAAGGUCUCCUGAAAACUAUCUUGGGAUAACUAUUUUAUACCUUUUUAGAUGAGAUGGCUAGUCACAUAUAGGUGAUUGUAAAGAUUUUUUUAAUAUUUCAAAAUUAUAGCCUUUAUAAAUGUAGACGUGGGCCAAAUGAUUUAAAUUUUGAAAUAAGACAAAAUUAAAAUUAGUAAUCAAUAAAAACCCAGGUCAGAUUUUAUGACAGAUUUCAGUCAAUGGAUUCUAUAUGUAUAUUGACUAUACCGACAUUUAUGUAUAUCUAAUCCAAUUGUUAAUAAUGUGCGUGUCCUGAAUUCCCAAGGUGGCUUAUAACAUUUAUUUUUAAGGAUUAACAUUGAGUAGUUAAUUCAAUAACUAGUUUAUAUAUUUUCAAUAGUUUCAUUACUGCUCCAUCAAAACAAAGAUUUGCCGAAGUUAUUUUUAAUAAAUUAUAUUCAAAGCUCUUGUCUAUUACUAGUGCUGGUAAAGUAAUUUUAAAAGUUUGUGUGAGAUUGUUAAUAAUAUUUCUAGUAUAAGUUUAAGGGAUUGCAUUUUUCUUAUUUGGAGAAGCGAGUGCCUGCUUUAGAAUCCUGUGAUGUGUAUGUAUA